Molecule: messenger RNA, 1362 nt
Organism: Schizophyllum commune H4-8
Lineage: Eukaryota; Fungi; Basidiomycota; Agaricomycetes; Agaricales; Schizophyllaceae
Product: cytochrome P450
Exons: 8
Coding region: 1-1362 (453 amino acids)
Molecular function (GO): oxidoreductase activity, acting on paired donors, with incorporation or reduction of molecular oxygen; monooxygenase activity; iron ion binding
Source: RefSeq, a predicted model, not a curated record
AUGCCCUCCGAGCAGGAGUGGCGCACCUUCGCGCGCUGGGGCGACCAGUACGGCGGCCUCUCCUCCGCCACCAUCCUCGGCCAGACCCUCGUCAUCGUCAACGACCCCAAGAUCGCCACCGACCUCCUCGACAAGCGCUCGAGCACCUUCUCCGACCGGCCCGUCAUGCAGAUGGGCGGCGAGCUAGUCGGGUGGCGCAAUACACUCGUCCUGCUCCCGUACGGCGACCGCUUCCGCCGUUUUCGUCGCCUUUUCCACCAGUCAAUCGGCACCCGCGCGUCCAUCAAGCAAUUCCACCCGGCAGAGGAGAUUGAGACUCGCCGCUUUCUCCGCCGCGUCCUCGCCCAGCCCGACGCACUCGCCGCGCACAUACGCAAGACCGCCGGCGCGAUUAUCCUCCGCAUCUCCCAUGGAUACGAAGUCCGCGAACACAACGAUCCGCUCGUCGCACUCGCUGACGACGCGACCGAGCAAUUUUCGCAAGCAACGAGCCCCGGUGGCUUCCUUGUCAACACUAUUCCCGCUCUCCGCCAUAUUCCCGAAUGGUUCCCUGGUGCCGGCUUCCAUACUACCGCGCGGCAAUGGGCGGCUACGCUCGCUGAGAUGGUCGAGACUCCGCACAACUUCGUCAAACAGCAGAUGGCCAAAGGCAUCGCGCCUGUGUCUUUCACGUCAAGGCAACUCCAAGAGAAGCAACUGACGGCUGAAGACGAAUUCGACAUCAAGUGGGCAGCCGCGUCGCUCUAUUCCGGUAAGCACCCUGCUAGUACCGUCUCCGCCAUCUACGCUCUCUUCCUCGCGCUCGCUACCCACCCCGCCGCCGCGCGGAGAGCCCAGGCGGAGAUCGAUAGCGUGACCGGCGGGACCCGCCUGCCAACCUUCGAAGACCGCGCCAGCCUACCAUACGUAGACGCGCUCGCCGCGGAGGUCUUCAGGUGGCAUACGGUAGUGGUGCCAGUCCCGCACCGCGCGAUGGAGGACGAGGUGUACAACGGGUACUUGAUCCCGAAGGGCGCGCUGGUGAUGCCGAAUAUCUGGAAAUUCACACACGACUCGCGCACGUACGCGAACCCCUUCGUCUUCAACCCCGACCGGUACUUUGGCCCGCACGCCGAGCCCGACCCGCGCGCGACGGUCAGCUUUGGGUUCGGCCGGAGGGUCUGCCCGGGCUCGAACCUCGCCGACGCGUCGGUCUUCAUUGCGGCGGCGAUGUCGCUCGCGGUGUUCGACGUGUCGCCCGCUGGGGAUGAUAUGCCGGUGCUGGAGGAGACGACGGGGACGAUAAGUCACCCGAAGCCCUACCGCUGCACGAUACGCCCGCGGAGCGAGCAGGCCGUUGCACUCAUCCAGGGCGAGCCAUGA